AUGAAGGUGGUUGGCCAGGCGUGUCCGUCUCCAGAACCUCCGCAGGCUGAUAAUCAUCUGGAGAACCCAAAGUCCAAAGAAAACUUCAGGAAUUUCAAGGAGGGGGCGCUGAUUGACCGAGUGUACCACACUUACCUGCUGAUGCAUACCAACCAGACUGUGGAAUUUGUGCAGAAGAAGAACGAGCAAUAUGGUGGCUGCAACCUCCGUCAGAUGACCAUCAUGGAGGCCUUGGAGUUGCUGGACAAUGUGGUGGAUGAAUCGGACCCCGAUGUGGACUUCCCCAACUCCUACCAUGCCUACCAGACAGCAGAGGGCAUUCGGGAGAAACAUCCUGAGAAAGAUUGGUUCCACCUGGUUGGACUGCUCCAUGAUUUGGGGAAGAUUCUGGCCCUGUCUGGUGAACCACAGUGGUCUGUGGUGGGAGAUACUUUCCCGGUGGGCUGCCAGCUGCAGGAUUCCAUCGUUUUCAAGGACUCCACGUUCCAAGACAAUCCAGACACUAGGAAUCCUCUGUACACGAGCAAGUAUGGGAUGUAUCAGCCCCACUGUGGCUUGGAAAAUGUUCUGAUGUCCUGGGGUCACGAUGAGUACAUGUACCAAGUGAUGAAGAGAAAUAAAUUUGCUCUCCCGGAGGAGGCCUUCUACAUGGUGCGCUUCCACUCCUUCUACCCCUGGCACACCGGAGGGGAUUACAUGCACCUGUGCAACGCCAAGGAUCUCCAGAUGUUGCCCUGGGUGCAGGAAUUCAACAAGUUUGACCUCUACACCAAGUGUGAACAGCUUCCCGACCCACAGCAACUGAAGCCCUACUACGAAGGCUUGAUAGCCAAGUACUGUCCAGGCCAACUGUCCUGGUGAUGGCUGGAAUGUCAAUGGCAAUGGGCCAUCCUGCUCCAGCUUCUUCCUUGCAGCAGCUGCUCUCCAGAUGUUCUGGACCCUCUUACUUCCAUCACCCCCCUCCCAGGAAGGAGAGGAUGUGAAGGUCCAAGGGCUCCUGUGCUCCAAAUGAUGCUUGUUAUUUUAAUUGUUCAAUCCUUCUUAGCAACUUCUCUCCACUUUAUCCCGUCAAUUGCCUUUUCUCUCCAUUGUUGCAUGUUCAACUUUUGCAUCAGUUUCGAUGCUAUCAAGCCAGCAUAGUCUUUGCUCCCCCAAUUCUUCAUCCACUAAGUCAGCAGCCCCCCAAUCCUUUUGGGGACCAGUUCCGUGGUUUUUUUCCCCCUGGACCGGAGGGGGGAGGUGGUUUCAUCUCUGUUAGGCUGUUAGGAUCUGGAUGGGGGUAAACAAACUCGUGCUCAAUCCCGACAAGACUGAGUGGCUAUGGAUG
This is a messenger RNA of Thamnophis elegans (Western terrestrial garter snake), 1327 nucleotides long. It is a transcript of the gene MIOX, whose product is annotated as myo-inositol oxygenase. Gene Ontology annotation, biological process: inositol catabolic process. The transcript has 10 exons. Bases 1 to 861 code for a protein of 286 amino acids. Gene Ontology annotation, molecular function: inositol oxygenase activity; iron ion binding. NCBI's taxonomy places the organism in Eukaryota, Metazoa, Chordata, Lepidosauria, Squamata, Natricidae. The record is from RefSeq and is a predicted model, not a curated record. Gene Ontology annotation, cellular component: cytoplasm.